CGUUUUUAUUUCGACUUUUAAAUCUAUUUUGUUUUAGUCAAUUAAUUUUUUGACCUAAAUACGGUUCGGAUGUCAAUAAUUAAUCUAUAAUUGUCAUCAUGUCUUAUUAUUAUUUUGAUAAAUAACUUUUAUUGGGAAAAUUCACUGAAUUUUGAAUACAACGUUUCUAUGGCAACAACUGCACUUUUCUUCUUUAUUUGUUUUAAAUAAUAAUGAUGAUAACGUUCUUCGAACUUCAACCAUUUGUUGAACAAAAUUUUUUCAAACUGCCUGAAGGCUGAAACGUUUUACUUACUUUAUUUUAGAUUGUUAUCAUGAUAAAAACGUGAUUGAUAGUAAGGGAUUUAAGCCCGCUGACUGUUUUUCUUAUCGCUACACGAGAAACGUUAAAUAAUAAAAAGUUUUCUUUAUAAGCCGCCGUACGUAAAUUCUUUAAAAUUAGUAAUUAUAUUUCUUGGAUGAAAAAUAAUAAUAUUUAUAAAUAUUACAUCAACACAUGAGAUUAAUUUAUUUCUUGUCGUGGCUAAUUAAUCCUCCAAUUAUAUAAAAAUUAUUGUACAUUCUUUUUUUUUUUUUAAUUCUGUUAUUAACUUAAAUACAAUUUGAACUAGUCACAAUUAGUUCUGUAUACUAUUUAAAUGCCUAGUAAGAAAAGAAAAUACAAUUCCAGAUUUCCAGCAGGUCGCAUUAAAAAAAUUAUGAGGAUUGAUGAUGAUAUUGGAAAAGUAGCAUUGCCUGUUCCAGUCAUGAUUUCUCGAGCAUUAGAACUUUUUGUAGCUUCACUAUUAAAUAAAGCAGGUGAUAUAACAAUGCAGAGAAAUGCCAAGACUUUAACUCUAACUCAUUUGAAACAAUGCAUUCUCUCUGAUAGUCGUCUUGAAUUCCUUAGAGAACUUGUUAAAGACAUUCCUGACGUUUCUGAAGAACAUAAUGAUGGAAACUCUAUAGAUGGUGUUGUUGUUAAAAAACAAAAGAUUAAUGACUCUGAUUCUGAUGAAAUCGUCGUCUCGCUGGACUGCCAAAAAGACCGAGAGCCCUCCAAUGACAUUGACAGUAUCGAGAUCAUCCUGUUACGCGGUGCCGGUGGAUGUUUAUGUCAUAUGUCAACGAAUCUCCCGUCGCUUCUCCAGAUAAAUGCCCGCAACUCGAAAUUACUGCGAACGUUAAGCACGUGGCGGUUGAUGUUAACGACUUAUAGAAGACAACUGAAACGUGGUCAAGUGUGUCCUGCCAUCGCACAGAAUUGUGACCGUUUUUUUACAUUCUACUGCGGUGAACUCAUCCGACUGUCCAAAGCCGAAUGUCUAGUCGACGCCUUGACAAGUAUUAGAGACGUGUACGCAGCGUAUCUAGCGAGUUGCGUUUUUGCCGACGCUUACGUUGUGUGCACGGACCGCGCGUGCCGUGUAAAUGUCAUCAACGUGUUAUGCUCGGCGUUUACCGCAACGGAACCCAACAGGUCCGUACUAGGUAUUGUUGUAUCGACCGUCCAACGAAUCCUGGUGGAUAAGAACGAGCCCGGGCAAGUGCCACCCGACGGCUUUUGCGACAGUGCCGUCGACCAGUCCAUCGACGGCGCAGACGACGCGAAACGAGACGUGCUGUUGGAGUUGCACGAUUGCUGGCCGGAUGCCGUCGGCGCUAUGGCCGACUGCUGGCACGCCGGAGAAGUAGCCGUUUUCGUUGAUUUCGUCCAACUGUGGAAGUCGAUAUUGGUCGCAAUCGACGCGGCCGCCGCCGACAUGCCGUUCCAUUCGAUAUUCGGUUCGUGUUUGUUCCAGUUGCGACUCGUCUUGUGCGGACCCGGAACGGUAUUGGACGUAGGGCACACACGGUCGUGGAUAAAUCUCGUCCAAUUAUCGGGUGCCGCCUUGAGCUGCAGUCGGACAGCGACCGCCGCAUUCGGGUUGUCCGAAGCAGUGACGUCCAACGUCCCGUCGCUUCUACAUCGCUUGGCCCAAGUCCAAAAUCGUUUGCGAGCCGAUCAAUUUGGCCGUCGUCGGGCGGUGCAGGAAACCGUUUUGCUAGUGCUCAAGUGUCUGCGAGCGGCCGCAAAGGCCACACGUCGAACGGCCGAUCAAUGCAUUGAGCUAUUAGACUCGUACGUCAAGUGUACCGGCACAGUGGACGUGCCCGUCCCUUUCUGCCGCUGGAUAGUGAUUUUGUUUCGGGAUCGGGACGACCUGAUGGUGGAAAGUGCUCUGUGCGCUCUGGACACGGUGCUGGUUCGUCCAGACCCAACGCCACCGGAUUUGAACCCUUUUGGAACUUUUGUCCAGUUCAUGAAUUGCGUGUGUUGUCAAGCCGACGUGCUACUCGAUUUUUUAAUAUCCGACGAAAAAACAUUAUUGUUACGGUACAUGUUGAAAAUAUUAAAAUUAAUUUGUAACAAUCCCGAGGAUUUCUUCCGGACUUGCGGUGACCGGCUGGACGACAUAAUGGGAGCGCUGAUUAGAUUACACUUGAAAAUAAUUAGGCUCAGAGAGAAGAACAUUUUCCCUUACUACAUCACUCCUAUAAUUAAUCUAAUUGAAAUCUGUGAUAAUUUAUACUCGAAUAGAAUGUGAAAUUAUUUAUAUAUUGUUAAUAAAACUGUUGAUUAUUUUACUUUCCCGUAAACAUUAUACUUUACAU
Molecule: messenger RNA, 2634 nt
Organism: Daktulosphaira vitifoliae (grape phylloxera)
Lineage: Eukaryota; Metazoa; Arthropoda; Insecta; Hemiptera; Phylloxeridae
Product: dr1-associated corepressor-like
Exons: 5
Coding region: 639-2567 (642 amino acids)
Biological process (GO): negative regulation of transcription by RNA polymerase II; transcription by RNA polymerase II; positive regulation of transcription by RNA polymerase II
Cellular component (GO): nucleus; negative cofactor 2 complex
Molecular function (GO): transcription corepressor activity; protein heterodimerization activity; transcription coactivator activity
Source: RefSeq, a predicted model, not a curated record